Molecule: messenger RNA, 3097 nt
Organism: Varanus komodoensis (Komodo dragon)
Lineage: Eukaryota; Metazoa; Chordata; Lepidosauria; Squamata; Varanidae
Gene: BBS7
Product: Bardet-Biedl syndrome 7
Exons: 19
Coding region: 130-2280 (716 amino acids)
Biological process (GO): intracellular protein localization; non-motile cilium assembly; intracellular transport
Cellular component (GO): BBSome; ciliary basal body; neuron projection
Molecular function (GO): protein binding
Source: RefSeq, a predicted model, not a curated record
GCGGCCUUUUAGGCCUCGGUGGGUUGUUUGGGUCGAAGAACAACUUUGGGGGCGCUGGUGGCUCGGCGACGCUGAGAAGGGAACACGAAUCAGGAUUUCGGGAUCUUAGAGCGCGGAAGGUUCGCCACCAUGGACCUGAACUUGAACCGGGUGGAUUAUUUGCAGGUGGGAGUGACAUCUCAGAAAACCAUGAAAUUGCUCCCUGCAUCAGGACGCAAAGCAACGCAGAAGGUUGUUAUUGGAGAUCAUGAUGGCGUUAUUACCUGUUUUGGUAUCAAAAAAGGUGAACCUGUGCCGGUAUUUAAGACCUUGCCAGGAGAAAAGAUUGCAAGGCUAGAACUAGGAGGUGCACUUAAUACACUCCAGGAAAAAAUUUUUGUAGCUGCUGGAUCUGAUGUUAGAGGUUUCACAAAGAAAGGGAAACAGUUCCUUUCCUUUAACACCAAUCUCACUGAGAACAUCAAAGCCAUGCAUAUAUCUGGAUCAGAUCUCUUUCUUGGUGCAAGCUAUAUCUAUAACCAUUAUUGUGACUGCAAGGACCAGCAUUAUUAUCUAUCAGGAGAUAAAAUCAAUGAUGUUCUCUGUCUUCCAGUAGAGAAACUGUCUUGCAUUAUACCCAUACUGGCAUGUCAAGAUCGAGUUCUUAGAGUUUUGCAGGGUUCGGAUUUGCUGUAUGAAAUGGAAGUCCCUGGUCCACCUGCGGUUCUGGCUCUGAACAAUGGAAAUGGUGGUGACUCAGGUGAAGAAGUUCUGUUUGGGACUUCUGAUGGCAAAAUUGGUCUUGUACAGAUCACUGGUGUUUCUCCAGUAGAAAAGUGGAAAAUUGGAAAUGAGAAAAAAAGAGGUGGCAUCUUAUGUAUGGAUACAUUUGAUAUUUUGGGAGAUGGGGUUAAAGAACUGCUCAUUGGUCGAGAUGAUGGAAUGCUAGAAAUCUAUAACUUUGAAAAUGCAAAAAGCCCUGUUCUCAGAUAUGAAUAUGCCUUGUCAGAAAGUGUCACAUCUGUCCAGGGUGGAUGUGUUGGUAGAGAGGGCUAUGAUGAGAUCAUAACAUCAACAUAUUCAGGAUGGGUAUCAGGUCUAACUACGGAGCCUAUCCAUAGAGAAUGUGGAUCAGGGGAUGGAAUAAAGAUGACCUAUGAAAUGCAGAACAAGGUUUUAUCUUUAAGGAAUGAAUUGGAACAAUUACAGAUCAAGGUACUUCAAGAGCGUGAAAAAUACCAGCAGUCUUCUCAGUCUAGCACUGCUGUUUCUGCAGUCCCAACAUUCAGUAUAAAUGAUAAGUUUACAUUAAACAGAGAUGAUGCCAGUUACAGCCUUGUCCUAGAGGUCCAGGCAGCAAUUGAUACUGUUUUGCUACAGUGUGAUGUUCCAAUAGACCUAAAGGAUGUUGAUAAAAAUUCAGCUGUGGUUAGUGUUGUUGACUGCGAAUCAGAGCCAAAUGGCAACUUCCUCCUUGCUACAUAUCGAUGUCAAGUAAAUACUACAAGGCUGGAGCUUAAGAUUCUGUCAAUUGAAGGACGAUAUGGGACACUACAAGCAUAUGUAACUCCAAGGGUUCAACCAAAAACUUGUCAAGUUCGGCAGUAUCAGAUUAAGCCACUUUCACUUCAUCAGAGGACACAUUGUAUUGAUCGUGACAGGCCAAUGAAUACAUUGACCCUCAAAGGCCAGUUCAGUUUUGCUGAAGUGCACUCCUGGGUUGCAUUUUGCUUGCCUGAAGUUCCUGAAAAGACACCAGUAGGGGAGAGUGUCAGUUUCUACUUUCAGAACACCUUUUUGGAUACACAGCUUGAAUGUACUUACCGGAAAGGGGAGGGAUACUUCAAAUCUGACAAUAUAUCUACAAUAUCCAUUCUAAAAGAUGUUCUCUCUAAAGAAGCCACUAAAAGGAAAAUUAAUCUCAAUAUAUCAUGUGAUAUAAAUGAAGUAUCUGUGAACCACACCUUAAUGCUGAUCCAUCCAAAAUUAGAAUACCAGCUGAUGUUAGCCAAAAAGGUUGAAUUAAUAGAUGCUUUAAAAGAAUUACAGGCUCAUGAAGGAAAUGCAGACUUCUUAAUUCCUGAAUAUCGUACCAUAUUGGAAGAGGCAGAGCAGCUGCUCAGAGAACACAAAAAACAACCUACAUCUCUUGAAAGACUUUAUGGUAUGAUUACAGAUCUGUUCAUAGAUAAAUUUAAAUUCAAAGGUACUAAUGUGAAAACCAAAGUUCCUCUUCUCCUGGACAUUUUGGGAAGCUAUGAUCAAAACUCAUUGCUUGCCUUUUUUGAUAGUGCUGCCUAAACUUCAAGAACAGAAACAGCAACAAAAUCUCUCUGAAGUGGAGACAGACGAUGAAGGAAAACUGAAUCUUCAUUCACAUAAUUUUAUACAUGUUACAAUACCUUUAUUUUUAUUGAAUUUAGUGGACUUGAGAGGGUCUUGUGUUCAUAUUUAUAACUUUUUUAAAGUAAUGCCAUAUAUGAAAUCAUAUGGGGGGGAGGGGGGAGGGAUUUUAAAGAAUCCAGUUUUAGGUUCGAAUACAAUAUAUGUAUUAAGGAAAUUUAGAGGCUAGAAGAUUGUGCAGCUGUGUCUUUAUUAAGUACAAUACUUUCUGUAUAUGGCAGAGCAAUUCCAUGUUCUUGCCGCAGGAACAGGCCAUAUAGGCUACUGCAAAACUAGCAUAACAUAGUCCACAGCUAAUGAUCAGCCAGUGCAGGUCAGGAGGGGGAAAACAUGCUGCUCUGCAAAGCACAGACUAUGGCAAUUCCACAAGUGCCUUCCAGUUGUGGUCUGCUAAAACAACAGUGGCCCAUCUCAGAAGGAGCUAAUCUGUCUCAGCAACAUGGCAAUGCUCCUGUAACAUCUUCCCAUCUCAUCUUAUAUAAAACAGUCAGCCAGACACAGGGAGCAUACAGUAUGCUAGAUUUUGUAGAUUAUAAACAAUUAUGAAUAUCAGAUUGGAAUAUGUUUAUAUUGAAAAUUGAUAGUUCUGUUCUAAAGCACAAUGUCUAAAUGGUGCAUUUAAGUCUCUGUGAUAUUGUAUGUAAUAUGGUGAGCUGCAGAAUGGACUGUGUAUAUAAAAGCUUAUGUUGGAAUAAAUUGGUUAGUCUGCAAGGUA